Messenger RNA from Mercurialis annua (annual mercury), 1980 nucleotides. RefSeq lists its product as uncharacterized. The coding region runs from base 196 to 1650 and encodes 484 amino acids. Gene Ontology annotation, cellular component: early endosome; trans-Golgi network; recycling endosome. The transcript is spliced from 10 exons. Gene Ontology annotation, biological process: retrograde transport, endosome to Golgi; receptor recycling; endosome organization. The record is from RefSeq and is a predicted model, not a curated record. Lineage: Eukaryota; Viridiplantae; Streptophyta; Magnoliopsida; Malpighiales; Euphorbiaceae.
AGAAUUGUCCGAAACUAAAAAGUUUCACCUACAAGUCCAUGAUGAAACACAACUAACACCCUAAAAUCAAAUUUUAAUCAAUUAAUUAAAAAAUCAAGAACGUAAGUGAAAUUAAAAUUCAGCUGGUUCUGAUAAAAAAAGAAAAUCCGAUUUCAUUUUGGUGCCUGCUGUGUGAUCUUAGCUUAAUCAUAUAUCAUGGCCUCUAAUGGCGCUUCUACGCAGAGACCACUGGACGCCGACACCAGCUUGGAAAAGAUCAAACGGCAGUUAGCGUCCGGUUCUGGUCGGAAUUUGUUGCAGGGUCCACUUCUCAAGCGAUCUGAAACUUUAAGAAAAUGGAAUGAGAGAUGGAUGAUAUUGGACCCGACAACUGGAAAAAUGGAAUACAAAACUCGGAGAAAUGAACCAAUUGUAAAGGGAACUAUCAUCUUUGACGCAAAUAGCACGAUUACAAUUUCUCCUGUCAACUUCAAUGGGCUUCCAAAGUACGAUGGCUGCUGUAUCUACAUUGGCACACCACAAAAGAAAGAUUACUUCCUUUGUGCUGAGACUCCUGGUGCAGCUAGAGCAUGGGUGUCAACAUUACUUGCAACUCAGUUGGUUCUGAAGGCCCAUAAAGAGGCUGUUAAUUCCUUAAGUGGGAAUGGCUCUGCAAAAUUGGGGACAGUUGCAACUGUAGUUGCUGCAGCCAAUUCAACAGCCCUUGAAUGCUCCAAAGAAAUUGAAGCUGCGAUGCAGAUUUCUUUGAGAAAUGCUUUGGGAAUGGCGAAUAAUAAGACAACUGAUGGUCCAAUGGACGAUCUAGCAAUCAUGAAGGAGACGCUAAAAGUCAAGGAUGAGGAACUGCGGAAUUUAGCUCGAGAUAUCCGUGCUCGCGACUCAACAAUAACGGAGAUAGCUGAGAAACUAUCUGAGACAGCUGAAGCUGCUGAGGCUGCAGCAGCUGCAGCCCAUACAAUGGAUGAGCAAAGGAGAAUUGCUUGUGCUGAGAUGGUACGUUUAUCAAAAGCUUCACAGAAGCAGCUGGACUCAUCCUUGUUGAAGUUGAAAGAGUUUGAAGAGAAGGUUACCACUGUAAGCAAAGAAAGAGAUGAACUGAUCAAGCAGAGAGAUUCUGCUUUUGAGGAAGCACAUCUAUGGCGUUCUGAGCUUGCAAAAGCCAGAGAGCGUGCUGUGAUAUUAGAAGGAGCGGUUGUGCGAGCAGAGGAGAGAGUCCGGGUGGCAGAAGCAGAUGCUGAAGCUAGAAUGAAAGAAGCUUCACAGAAAGAGGCAGCUGCUGUGACUGAGAAGCAAGAGCUUCUCGCAUAUGUGAAUAUGUUGCAGGCUCAACUUCAAAGGCAACAUAUUGAUUCAAAGCAAGUAUUUGAGAAGACCGAGUCAUCAGAAGAGAAUGUGGACAAAGCUUGUUUGAGUGUUUCAAGGGUUACUCCAGCCUCUGGGGACAGUAUAGUGGACAUGGGAGUUGAUCAAGCAAAUUUCCAGCCAAUUGCAGAUACUGAAUGGAGUGACAUUCAGCCAACGGAGUCGAGAAUAGCUGACGUAAAAGAGAUUGCUUCAGAAACGGAAGGAAGCAGUUUGGAUAUUCCUGUUGUUAGCUCGCCUGUUAAUAAUUAUCUCGAGUCACAAGGUAACAAUUUUCAUCAGCCUUGAUGUUUGCUAUUAUACGUUCUAUAGAAGACGAAGAUUUGCACAUACACAGAACGGUAAGAAGCUAUUUGAAAUUACUUAACGAACAACCGUUUUCUUUGGUGUAUCCUUUUGUUGGCUGGCUGAUUGGGCAUUGUUGUUGUCAUUCGAUUGUGCUUUUGAUAGCGGACCAACUGAGUUUCCUUGAAUAUACGGUAAUGGCUUACUAAAACCACCCGAUUUAUAUUUGCGUAGAGAGCAUACACUAGACGUCAGAGUAUUCAAAUGUUGAUUGUAAAUUGUAGUUUGUUAUCCUGUUGGUGCUGAUUCCUGAUACAGUUUUUCUUGAUUUAA